Messenger RNA from Rotaria sp. Silwood2, 702 nucleotides. Lineage: Eukaryota; Metazoa; Rotifera; Eurotatoria; Philodinida; Philodinidae. The record is from the annotation of a GenBank genome assembly.
AUGACAAUUGCCCUCAUUUUUAUGGUGCUUUUCGAUAUGUUAGUUACAAAGAGUGCUGGUGGUCAUAGUCUCACACAAAAAAUAACUGUACCUAAUUCAAUUCGACCUAGUGAUUUAGAACGUGAUAAUAUUUGGUUCAUAUCACCAUUACGAAAAAGAUUACCAUUUUGGGUCUAUUUUGCAUCAUCAUUUCCUGCUAUUUUAAUAUCUGUAGUACUUUUUUUUGAAGUUGAAUUAACUGGUAUUAUGAUUCAGUCGAAACUUAAAUGUGUUCAUUCAACAAAAGUUAUCAAAGGAACUGGAUAUCACUUAGAUAUAAUGAUAGCAGGUAUUUUAAUAUCGAUUAGUGGACUAUUUGGUCUUCCUUGGAUAUGUGCAGCACCUGUACGAAGUCUUGCUCAUGUAGCUAGUUUAUCUAAAUAUAGUAAUACUCAUGCACCUGGAGAAAAAGCUCGUUUAAUUGAUAUAAAAGAUCAACGUUUAACAAAUAUUGGUGUACAUUUAUUGAUUGGUUGUACAAUAUUUGCAGCUCCAAUUAUUCGUAAAAUUCCAGUUGCUGCUUUAUUUGGCAUAUUUUUAUAUUUUGGUAUUGUAUCUAUAUCUGGUACACAAUUAUUUAGUCGAAUUAAAAUGACAUUUAUUCCAACAAAAUAUUAUCCAAAUUUUGGCUAUUUAAGACGAGUAUACACAAAACUCAUAUGA